AAUACUCCCUGAACCAGUCAAAAAAGUUAUGAUGUGUUUAUAAAAUAAAAAAUGAAUAAGAUUGUGAUGGGUUUUUUCUUUACAGGUUGUUACUUCAUGAGUGCUAAUUCAUCCUAAACAAAAACGGUAGUACUCUAAUUACAAUCGGUGGUAAAUUGGAAAUGUCGUCGUCAGAUCCGUAUGAGUGUCUAGCAAAUGAGAGUAAAAUUAUCGAAAAGCACACUGAACAAAGGCUGCAAAAUGAUCACCGAAUGGAUAAUCUUAUUCUUUUAGUAUAUGUAGUGCUUCUAACUCUUUCUGUCAUAACAAUCUGGGCUUUUAAACAUAGACGCUUUCGAUAUAUCCACGAAACUGGUCUUUCAGUGGUAUAUGGACUGGCCGUUGGUCUUAUACUUAGAUAUGCUAUAAAAUCUUCAAAUUAUACCGUGGAGAUGCAUGUGUUUUCACGUAAAAAUGAUGAAGCGUGCGGUGGUCGUUUGCCUCCAGAGAGACUGAUUAUUGAGUUUCCUGUCCGUGACCAGUACGGAAAGUUCAAUUUAAGCAUGUCGUUCCGGUACAAAUUUGAGCAGCAAUCGGAUUUCAACUCUUUAAUCAACAACAAGGCUACGUUCGACCCGGAAUUCUUCUUUAAUGUUUUACUUCCUCCUAUAAUUUUCUCAGCAGGUUAUAAUUCAUUUUUUAGGGCUACUUUUUCAAAAAUAUUGGAGCCGUUCUUACUUAUGCAUUUGGUGGUACUUUGUUGUCCGCUCUAGUUGUUGGAACCAUUUGCUAUGGCUUCACCCGUGGAAUUACUUCAUUGUCUCAAACUUUGCGUCUCUCAGACUGCCUUUUGUUUGGAGCUAUUAUAUCUGCUACUGAUCCUGUAACUGUUUUGGCCAUCUUUAGUGACUUGAAAGUUGAUGUCAACUUGUAUGCACUCGUAUUUGGUGAGAGUGUCCUUAACGAUGCUUUAGCAAUUGCCUUAGCCCAGUCGAUCGAGAAAUAUGGAUCCAUUUCUGCUGGUAAUUUCGAUGGCCACGCUUUCCUGUCUUCUGUGUUAAACUUUUUUAUAAUGUUUGGAGGUUCAUUCGUCACUGGCGUUUCUAUUGGCUGUGUAACGUCUCUUCUUACAAAAUUUACACACAUCAAGGAGCACCCCCUACUGGAAACAGCUUUGUUCGUUCUAAUGUCUUAUAGCACAUUUCUUUUUGCUGAAGCUGUUGGGUUUACGGGUAUUGUUUCCGUGUUGUUCUGUGGUGUGACUCAAGCACACUACACUUAUAACAACCUAUCCCAGGAAUCUAAAGUAUGGACAAAAUCUUUUUUUGAACUACUUAACUUCUUGUCGGAAAACUUUGUUUUCGCAUAUAUCGGUGUUUCAACGUUUACUUUCCCUCAUCAUUAUUGGAAUGCUCGAUUUGUAUUUAUCGCAUUGUUCUCAUGUGUAAUUGCUCGGGCAGUCAGCGUAUAUCCACUUACAGCCCUCAUCAACUUUUGUCGAACUUAUCAGUGUUCCUGUUCUACGAAAUGUUUGAAGCGAAAGUUUGAUUCCAAUUCUCAACUGUCUUACUCUAGUGAUAAAAAUAUUGUGCCUGGAUCAUCAUUUUUGUCGAAUUCAAUUGAUUCAGGUAGUGUCGCAGUUACUUCAGCUGAUAAUAACAGGAAGGAUAAAUCUAACAAAAUCACUUUAAAUUUUCAACAUAUGAUCUUUUUCUCAGGCCUUCGGGGUGCCAUGGCUUUUUCAUUAGCGAUUCGCAAUACAAGUUCUGAAAUACGUCGGAUGUUUUUUUCAACGAUUAUUGUAAUAGUUAUGACUACGGUGUUAUUGGGAGGUUGUUUUGCCAUAUCGUUACUUCACAGAUUGCAGAUACCGUAAGUUUUUAUGGGUGUGUUAGUGUUAUUCAAAAAAAUAAUGUGACAUGACGUAAUCCCUCCUUUUACCUUCAACCACUUAACUAUACUCAGAUGUGAACCUUAUCAAGUUAUCAAACUUACAGAGCCCCCAAAUGCCCUGGUACGGCCGAGAGUGGGGAGAGUCUGCUCUCCCUCUUGACGUGCACUCACAUGGCCACACGUACAUAGCCUCUGCUAGGGAAGUCCUACUCACUGCCUUCUCGUGGCAGGGGUGUUGUUUACGAAAUUGAGGGGACGAAAAGAGAAUGUCUGGUGCUUUAACCGAGUUGGUGGACAUGGAGAGUCCACCUAGGGUAGUUGGAAAACCCUGAUUCCGAACCAAUGGUGCACGUGGGCUCCAGUAUUCUGAAGGAACAAACGGCGUAUGAACCAGUCGUUGGACACCGGCUACCAUGGGACUGCAUCUCCUUACGAUGCUCCGCUGCCUUGUGGAUUAGACCCUUAAGUCGAAGGCUCCGGGUGUGGCCCCCUAAGAAAACCACCUGCUUCGGUCUGGGCACCCGGGCAAUAUCCCAGCCAUCACACAAAUCGAAUGAUUUAUGUGGCGCAUAUGUAUUUGGUGCCUCCUUGCACCAAAAUCUAUGUGUUAAAAUUAAUUAAUUUAAAAAAACUUACAGUAGAUUACAGUACUGCAUAACACUACUCUGAAUUCAGGUAUAGGGUAUCUAAAUUCAACGUACAAAAUUGCUCUUUGAAGUCAAUUAAAACACUGGUAUAUCUGUUAUGCACGUUAUUAUGAGUUUUUGAUGUUGCAAAUGUAAUCCGGACCUGUUACCUGUUUAUUCAAAAACAUAAAGCUAUCAUCCUCAUCGUGAAAGCUAGACGUACUUUUCGACUUCCGUCGCUGGUCACUGCCAGACAUAAACGCACGAUAUAUCCGUUUAAAGAGACUCUGUAGCUGGUCUAUUCAGUCGUAAAAAUCAACGGGAGAAGGUGCCUGCUCUUACUUGAAGUUUCGUAAAUUCACUAUAAAUUUUUAAGUUCUUAACAUAAGUAGCUGAAAUUUAAAAUGUUGGUUAUGAUGUAUAUAUAUAAAGUGAGAUUUUCUUAUUGAGAUGAUUCUGAUAUCAUCCACAUCAUUAUAAAAAACGUUUUCUCGUCGUUCAUGUUAUAUUACUAAAUAUUUUUCUCACAGUUGCCUUAGCAAUUUUACGUAUCGUAAUCGUAUGGUAUUAGCUUAAUUUUUCUUGUCAUUUGUCUGGCCGAGAGUCGCCUUAUGUAUAUAGUUACAAAGAUUUCAUAACGAAUGACACACAUCCACAAAUUUUCCUAAGGAAUCAGGAUACUGAAAUUGUCGAUUAUGGUAUCAAGCUACUGAUUUUCAUGUUGAGCUACAGAACUGUGACUGACCGACUCAGGUUUAGUCGUGGCCAUAUUAUAGUUCGAAAUCAUGGAUGUAAAAUGUGUAUAAUUGAAUUAUCAAAUUAAUGGGAUUCUUUUGGGAUUUUCUUGUUUAGAUGCUGGAUUCAAACUAUCUAAUUGAAAAUAACAUUGUUCGCUCACAUAUGUUGUUCUAGUUUACAGUAUAGGAAUUUUUUAUAUCUUCAUGUCAUAAAUCGUUUUUUUUCCGUAUUUCAAUUUAUUUAAUUGGCAAUUCGUUCUUGUAAAUGUAUUAAUAAUUUCUGUUUUAUGGAUUGAUGUAAAAUGCUUAUUAAGCUGUUCCCUUCGUUUAUAUUUAGUGUUGGUGUAGAUUGCAACAGUAAAAACCAAGUAAGUCAUGAAGUGAAUCUCUUGCCAUUGUUUUUUGAGUCCCAUAACUUUAUGAUUAUGUAUAUGAGUUUGGAUUAGAUUAGAAUUUAUACUGAAAACAAGUUAGAAAUAGUGAUGAUCUUUUUAGUAAGAUAAAUAAAAAGUUUAUAAAAAUCAUGAUUAACUGACUACCAAUAGCUACACAAUAAUGUUGAGGUUGUACCCGAUUCAUCAGAAAUAAACUUAAUCAAUGUUUUGACCAGUCGGUCAGUACGUAAUUUUCAACCCUUCUUAGUUAUUUAUGUUAAACAUUCUGGUGAAAACAGAUAUUUUAUUUAUCACAAAGAAAUGGAUUUUAUGGUCAAUUAUAUAAUAUAAGGUAGAUAAGUAGGUACCAAUUAAUUGAAUCUUAUUGCAUUUGAUUAAGCAAAACUUUCCUUCCAAUCUUUCUGAUAAUUCAUUAUCAUCAACGCUUGGUAGCUCGUUAUUAGGACAUGUGUGAAAUUAAUCUAGAUUUCUCGAAAUAUAGCUAGGGUCUUCUUGUUUGAGUUUAUUUAAAUUGUGACAUUUACUGAGAGAUAAUUAUAUGUACAAAUUCUAGGGUAUUAUGACAUCAAAUUUAUUAACUGGUAAUAAUAGCAUCGUAGGCACUGAUUCAAAUUUUUCCGUGAGUGUUAAAAGAUUUAUUCGAAAUAGUGUUAAUUAGCUAGUUUCAAACCAUAUUCUGUAAUAUUCUUUUCAAUAUACCAGUUACGUCAUUGGUUAAGUUAGAAAAUAAUUUUGCAUACUACUUAGUCAUCCAUUUUUAAGAAAAAACAUGUGGCUUGUCAUAUUAAUUUAUUAAUCAUCAUAACUACACUUACUUUGGAAGCUAGAAUCCAAGUAACUAAAUAAUUAUGCUUCAGAAGUUAAUUUUAAGUAACCCACAAUAAUAUAUUUUUUAGCUUAAACAUAUGAGAAGUGUUCUAAUCUCCUAGCUUGUCUGACUUUUCCUAACGUGGUGUAUUAUUAUCGUCUUUAUUUUAAUGUCAAAUCAAAACCGUGAUAAUUAUUCUUUCUAGCCGCAUACAGAUACGGAAGAAGAUUUGGUUGAUGAUCAUAGUUGCUGUAGUUCUCAUUGGAUGAGUUUCGAUAAAUUGUAAGUGAUCGUUUACAUGAAUUUGCAUGCCUUUCAUAUCACAGGGCUAUUGUAUUGAUUAACACUUUUUGUCAGAUCCCAUAAUAAAAUUUAUUUUAUUCAUUCCUAAUCUAAAUUAACUGAAUAUGAUAGUUUCCCCGUCAGUUGAGUUUACGUAGAUCUGACUUGGUUAAUUCCUUUGGUUUCUUUAAAUGUUUUUUUAGGUGUUUCAUUCACAAAGAUUGACUUUACGUUUUGGUUUUGAUAUCAAUACAGUUGUGCGUUGUGAUUUGUCAGCUUCUCCAACUAAAUAGGUCAGGUCGUUCGCUGGAUUCAUUGUCUAAAUCACAUUAUUUUAACACCUUGUUACAGGUAGUUUCUGUAUCAAUCGAGUCCUUUUUCGUACCUUCAGAAUCAAAUGACUGAUCAGCUUGGUUAAAAUAUUCUCCUGAAAUACUACCUAAUAAUUAUCAUCUGUCACUUUAAAUAUUCCCUAAAUAAAAUAAGUUUAUUUUAUAAACAGUUUUAGACUCAGAAGUUUCCGGUAAAAACAUCGAAUGAAUUACGAAGAAUACUUUCCUAUCACUUCGUGAUAAUUGCAUUUACACGUCUUAGAUAUAUUAAGACUUGUAUUUAUUGUAAUAUUGCGGGUAAUAUAACUAGUUUGAGAGUAGUAUGUUUUAUCCUUCAUCUCCUGUCAGUGUGUUAUUUUUUAAAGUAUUUGGUUAAGGAAAAGUGAAAUAACUGUUUUGUAUUUUGUCAUGUUUAAGAUAAUCAAAAAGAAACUAUCCAGUUAGUAAAAAGUUACCAUAGGGGGUUUAUAGGAGUCAUUAAAUCCAAACAUACUUUAUGUCACAGAUUGACUUCAUCUUAACAACCAUUAUCGAUCAGGGAAAAUUGGUCAUUCCAUUUUGGGACUCUUUAGGAGCCUGCAAUCCCAACCCUGCUGGUAAUCGUAUUUGAGAUCAAAGAAUUUUGGGUGUGCAAUUUGCAUAUUAACCACUCGUUUGAUGUACAAUGCCCUGUGAUAUAACCUGUCUUAAUUUACUAGAAAAUGCCAGUAGAAUUACGUUUACAGCAGGUUAGAGCGUUGCGCCUACUAGAUAUUAGACUGUUGUGUUAUAAUGUAAUUCAACGUCUCGCGCUUCACUUUAUGUUGACUAAUAUUGAAGCUAAAUUGUAAGUAAUUUUAGUUUGUUACUCUUUUUGCAGCUAUUUGAAACCAUUACUUACACACGGCACUCCACCACUGACCGAAUCAUUACCAUCAUGUUGUUAUAAAUUUGCCAAAUUACUUACAACUUUUGAACAAAAAAGUGGGACAUUUGUCAAUAACGAUAGAAAUAAUGGUUACCCUGACAAUUUUAAACGUGACAGUACUACUGUAUUUUAUUCAAAUGAGAAGGCAUCAAUCAGUUCUACACUCAGUAUGAAUACUGUUAAAGUGCAACCUGUGGAAGUAAGCGCGUUUAUUUGUGAUUUUAUUUUGUAAUAAAUUGCAUUUUACGAAGUUUAUCAGCGGGGUAAAAUGACUUGUGUUUGAAUAACCUAUUUAUUUAGCACUAUAUAUAUAAUACAUAAUUUUUACGAUUAAAAUUGUAGAGGGAAUUGAACCGAUAUCUAGCUUUUCAAAUUAAAGUGGUUGAUUAUUUAUGACAGAAUUACUUUUAUUGCGGUAAUCGACUAAAUUUACCAAGAUUAAAAUCAUAAGUCUCUGAUUUAUGAAUUUAAUACCCGGGUAUGUAAUAGGCUACCACACCUGUCAAGUCAUACGACUUAAUUUUCAAAGUGUUAAAUCAGCUUCUCUUUUUACCUUCAUGAAACAAAAAAAUGAACUGAUUGUGGUAUGUACUUUGUUUUUUUUAUUGUAGUUGGACAAAAUAAUGUUUAGGGUUUCUCGGUAUCUGCUUGAAAAAUUUAUUUGCACAUUACAAAAUAUCUAAUGAGAGGGCUUAGUUUGUUUUCUUCGUUUGCUUAAAAUCUAUCUGCUAUGACUAUCACUAGCAUCCCGUGGAGCUAAUGAACAAAAUGUAGAUAGUUCGAUUAAUGAUCAGCAGUAAGCUUAAAUAUUAAAAGUUUAUUUUUCUAAAGUGUUUGAGUUUGUUACAAAUACAUAAAUGUUUUAUACAGUUUCACUGUCUACAACGUUAUCAACCAGCAAAUGCUUUAUUAUCAUUAAUAUUAAUGUAAAUGCUUAUUUUAUCUUCUCACAGUUGACAAUAAAGUCAUGUCGGUCUCACUUACAUACUAGUAGCAUAAGUGGUUUGAUCGGACUACAUAAGGAUAAAAAAUCAGUCAAUGUUCAUUUCGUUUUUUCUCGUAAUAUGAUACAAUUCAUAGUUUGACUAAAGUUCUGUCGUUUAGCAAAAUUUAUAUUAUGUAUACAUUCCUUUUGUUAAAUCUCAGUGUAUAAACCAUUCUCGUAAACGUCUAUGAGCACGUUUGAUUAUUAAGAC
Schistosoma haematobium is the source of this 7155-nucleotide messenger RNA. Its product is annotated as Sodium/hydrogen exchanger 7, variant 5. The transcript is spliced from 10 exons. Gene Ontology annotation, cellular component: membrane; recycling endosome. Gene Ontology annotation, molecular function: sodium:proton antiporter activity. Gene Ontology annotation, biological process: regulation of pH; proton transmembrane transport; sodium ion transport. The coding region runs from base 162 to 752 and encodes 196 amino acids. The record is from RefSeq and is a predicted model, not a curated record. NCBI's taxonomy places the organism in Eukaryota, Metazoa, Platyhelminthes, Trematoda, Strigeidida, Schistosomatidae.